GCCAGGUCUCAUCCGGUAUUUUGAUUGGUGCCCUUUUUACAACACGUUUGCAAGGUCAGCCAAUCGUAUAUCUCAAACACAAUUCUAUGCCAAGUGUUGCUGGGUAUACAACAUAAAAACAACUGAAUUUAAAACCCACAUCAACGAGCAGCUUCAACGGCAGACACGGUGUCUGCAUAUUUUUUUUUUAUUCGCACGCAUUUCCGCUGCUCCAAAUCCACUUUUAAAAAAAUGGCAACUGACUGCGAGGUAUGGCUGAACGCUAACCCCCUUGACGCAGAUGAUCUGAGUGACUCUUUCCUAUCGGGCGAAGAGGAGAACGGCAUUAUCACCAAAAACAUCAAGAACGAAAUAAAUGGCAACUGGAUUUCAGCACCUAACAGUAUCCACGAGGCCCGUCUCAAAGCCAAAGCGAAGAGGAGGCUGAGGAAGACUUCUUCUAGAGACUCUGGGAGAGGGGACUCGUUUAGUGAGAACGGGGACCCCUCCCGGGGUACUAAUGGCACCGCACCCCCCACCAGCCCCAAGAGCAAACUGCUGGACAGGAAGUCUCGUGCAGGGAAGGGAAGAGGACUUCCAAAGAAAGGUAUGGGGAGUUAUGUCGAUGUUAGAAACAUAUAUAAUGUUAAAUGGAAGAGAAGAGGACUGUCAGAGAAAGGAAUGGGGGAGUGACUAUGUGGUUGUGUAAUGAAGUGUUGUUAACAGGCCUACUUGUGAUAACGUGAUGUCACGGCUAGGGAAGGUAAGGCCAUUGAAGCCUACCAAAGACCAGUAAUGGGACGUUAACAUUUAUAGAGCAACAAGUUAGUCUGUUUUGAGCAAAAAUAUGCUUCAAGGAAUAGCCCAUCAUUGCCUACAUAGUUACAAUGUCGUGUGUCCUAGUCUUGCGUGACCAGAGAUCACACCAUAUUCUUGUUGGCUGGAAUCAAGGCUACACAUGAUCUAGUCCCCAAGAGAUCUCUCUCUGUCCCUGCCUCUCCAACUGCCAGCCCAGUAGUAAACUGAUUAGCGUGUA
This is a messenger RNA of Oncorhynchus keta (chum salmon), 1015 nucleotides long. It is a transcript of the gene pdcd4b, whose product is annotated as programmed cell death 4b. The record is from RefSeq and is a predicted model, not a curated record. NCBI's taxonomy places the organism in Eukaryota, Metazoa, Chordata, Actinopteri, Salmoniformes, Salmonidae. The coding region runs from base 232 to 672 and encodes 146 amino acids. The transcript is spliced from 3 exons.